Suillus subaureus is the source of this 2763-nucleotide messenger RNA. RefSeq lists its product as uncharacterized. The transcript is spliced from 12 exons. The coding region runs from base 1 to 2763 and encodes 920 amino acids. The record is from RefSeq and is a predicted model, not a curated record. Gene Ontology annotation, biological process: division septum assembly. Gene Ontology annotation, cellular component: division septum. NCBI's taxonomy places the organism in Eukaryota, Fungi, Basidiomycota, Agaricomycetes, Boletales, Suillaceae.
AUGUCGCAAGUGAAGAUUGCACUUCAGCCACCUCCAAAUGUCGAUUUUGUCGUUGGCUAUCCCGGCAUACCACCGGCUGCGAAAGAUCGUCCUCAAGCAGCAGUCAAAGGUGCUGUUGAGGUGCGCGUGGGGCCUCAGGGCGCCAAAGCAAAAUGGGUCCGGGUCGAGCUCAAGAAGAUAGAGACACUCCCUGGCGGUGGCCAGACAAACUCUUACUUCGACUUUGUCGGCUCAAGUCCGAUAAAUCUAUGGCAGUCAAGCGAUGAAUACGGGUUACUGGAGUCACAAGACCUCCCAUUUCAUAUCCGUAUACCCGAGUCCAUUCCGCCAAGCAUUGCUCUUGAAAGAGGCGCUGGGAUCCGUUAUGAGCUAGUCGCAACUGUUUGUACUCUUGGGAAGAAAGGUUUCUUCCGCCGCCGUAAAACUGUUGUAACAUCACAAGCCACCACUAUCAUUAUCGACAAGCACGAACUCCACUCAACAUGGCCUGUAUACGCACAACCAGAAUCACGCACCGUCAAACAAGAGGGUGUACAUCUCACAGUGGAGCGCCAACGAACAUGCUUUGGACCAGGCGACCGUGUGUCGGUCAUGGGUAUCCUCAAAUGCGACUCAGUGCAUCCAAUUGUCCUCCGUGGAUUCGAGUUUUCUCUCAAGGAAACAACCAUAUUCCGUGCUAGUACUCAGACCAGCAAGCGCAGUGGUCCGCAGUCGAAAGCUGGGCUGGUUGGCGAGCAAAAGGUGCCUCUUAACGUCACGUUGUUUGGUGGCAUGCAGCACAAGGCAGAAGUUGGGUGUUUAAUCCCGAACACACAUACCACUACCACGCUCAACGCUGCGAGGCACAUUGACAUAACAUAUGCAAUCGAAGUCAAAGCGUGGUAUAAUUCGAUGCAGUCAAUUACUAUAGAGCUCCCUGUUAUCGUCUCAAACUGGCCAAGGAGCGUGUCCGAGGAAGCCGUUAGGCGUAUCGGCGUCGCCCCCAGCCUUUGUAUGACCCCAGCAAGCACUGCAGCCACGGUCCCGGCUCGCCCUCUCACCGGCAACUCACAGAUUUCCGAUUACAACUCCUCCGCUCAAGGGCAUGGGCGCACAGUCUUGACACCUCUGACCUCAACCAUCAAGUACAAUACUACACCCAACGCACAGAAUGGCGAUAACCAGCACGACGAUCUUGAAGUGGAUGAGGUCGGUGCUCUCCAGAGUCACCAGCCGCGUGUGCCGGGUACAAUAGACCACCCAGGAUACGGCUCGUCAGCGCAAAUUCCCAUGGGUAGCAUUCAGGAGGACAGCGCUCUCGCCGUGCGUCCCGUCGGUGGCUCGGGCCGCAGACGACGUGGCUCGGCUGCUGCUUCCGGGACGCAAAACCGCCUUACAAUCACUAACAUUAGUGAUCGGGAUGCAGAGGUACGGGAGGCUGUAGAACAAGCACAGAUGGCUGCCAGACAACAACAUCCAACGACGCCGCCGAUGAGAGGUCAACGUUCGUGGCUUUCCGCCGAGGAAGAGAAGAGGAAGCUGUAUGAGAGUGCAAGGGCCAAGGUUGAGCAGGUCCAGGGUAGUGCUGUCAUGGCCCUCCAAUCUAGUGAAACUUCCCCACAACCGAAAGGUUCUCCUUCGCUCCAUGCAGUCUGGCCAACAGCAGAGGAGGAGAAAGUCCGUCUGUUCGACAAAGCCCAAGCCAUUGCCAAACGUACUCAAGCACUUGGUGCCUCAAGCCACAGCCGAGAGAGUUCGGAAGUCAAUGGCUCGCCUGGACUCUCGAAAUCCUCUCGUAGUAACCCUACGAGCUACACAAGCCCCAAUGCCAGUGUGGAUGUUAGCCCAUCGCGCUCUCCCAACCCGCCCUCACCACCUCUUUCGACUUCCUCUAAGACCGUUCCACACUACCGGUCCGCUGAGGAGGAGAAGGCUACCUUAAAGCGGUACCAGGAGGCCAAGCUCGCCGUCGAUCGGAGCCAGAACACCCAGUACGCGACUCGCGAGGGAAUCUCGUCCUCAGCAGCACCCGUUGCUUACGAUACUCUCUACCCUUCAUCCAGCAUUUCUCGGAGCGCGUCGUACGGCGCACAGCCAAGUGGGUCUGAUAUGCCUCCGCCGUUUGAUGGGCCGAAUGGCCAGCCACAGUAUCUGAAUGAAAAGGAGAGGCUGAGGAGGCACCACGAGGCACAAGAUGCAGCUGCCAUGGCUGCACAAAGUUCUGCUGCCGCUGACAUGUCGCCCUCAUACACCGCUUCCCCAUUAUACUCUCCUCCCGCACGAUCCUCUACAACUAGCGCCCUGUCAGAGAAGGAACUACUCCGGAGGAGGUUUGAGGAACAAGACGCUGCAGCACUUGCCCAGCAGCAGCCUCAGUCUCCCCCUCCACGGGCCGUCAAUGGCUCACGCCUCCCUCCUACCCCCGUUACGCCUAUGAGUGGCUCAAGACCACUCACAGCAGCAGAGGAGAAGGCACAGCUACGUGCAAAAUACGCCGCCGAGGAACAGCAGGCCAAUGGCAACGUGUCCGCAUCUGCGUCAGGUUUCAACUCUCACCACCCUUCGCCAUCGGAGACUCAGGAGCAGGACGCUCGCGUGCGGUAUUACGAUAGCAUGAGCAUGGGAGUUGACAAUUCACCUAUGCGACUUGGGUCCCCGUUGGGGAAACCUGGGAUACAGCUCGACAUACGCCCGUUCACGCCAUUCAGUGUUGGGCUGUAUGACCCUGGCAGUCCUGCGGCACAGCGGCUCCCACCGCCACCUCCCUGGCCGCCGCAGAAUUGA